Acomys russatus (golden spiny mouse) is the source of this 864-nucleotide messenger RNA. RefSeq names its product phospholipid scramblase 2-like. The transcript has 7 exons. Gene Ontology annotation, biological process: plasma membrane phospholipid scrambling. Bases 1 to 864 code for a protein of 287 amino acids. The record is from RefSeq and is a predicted model, not a curated record. Gene Ontology annotation, cellular component: plasma membrane. Gene Ontology annotation, molecular function: phospholipid scramblase activity. Lineage: Eukaryota; Metazoa; Chordata; Mammalia; Rodentia; Muridae.
AUGUCAUAUUUGAAUGGAACUUCGGGACAUCCUGAUUCCUCAGGGCCUCGGACUGGCUACCCAGCCCCACCAUCCUUCUAUGCAGAUGCAGGCUCAGCCUUUUUUGUUAUCCAAAGCCAACCAGAAUCUAGCCACCCAGGUGGACCUGAUGUAGGCCCCAUGGAUUCCAGCAUCACCUACUCUGAUGUGCCACCUGGAUUGGAAUAUUUACUCUCAAUAGAUCAUAUUGUGAUUCAUCAGCAGUUUGAGUUUGUGGAAGCCAUUUUAGGUAUUGAAACUGCUAACAAAUACAAAAUCAAAGACAAACUUGGGCAGAAGGUUUACUAUGCAGUAGAAGAGUCUAGUUUUUUCACACGCCUUUGCUGUGGGGACUACAGGCCUUUCUCCAUGAGUAUCCUUGAUAACUCAGGUCAUGAAGUCAUCGCUCUGAAGCGACCACUAAGAUGUGACUCUUGUCUCUUUCCCUGCUGCCUCCAAAAGAUAGAAGUCCAAGCUCCUCCUGGUGUGCCAAUAGGUUAUAUUACUCAGACCUGGCACCCAUGCCAGCCAAAGUUCACAGUUCAGAAUGAGAAGAAGCAGGCUGUUCUAAGAAUUAUUGGUCCAUGUGUCACAUGCAGCUGUGGAGGAAACGUUGAUUUUGAGAUCAAAUCUCUUGAUGAAAAAACAGUGGUUGGCAGGAUUUCCAAGCAUUGGUCUGGUUUUCUGAAGGAGAUACUGACAGAUAUGGACAAUUUUGGCAUCCAAUUCCCCUUAGACCUUGAUGUAAAGAUAAAGGCUGUGAUGCUUGGUGCUUGUUUCCUCAUAGAUUUCAUGUUUUUUGAAAGCGGAAAAGGCCAGAGACCAAAAUUACGAUUAUUUCCAUGA